AUGCAUUGCUCGGAUUUGAACUACCAUUUCUAUCUCAGUUAUGCCCAUUGUUCCAGAAGUUGCAUUUUUUUUUCACUUUAUAUUUCUGCCCCUGUGGUAGUUACCAUGCCGAGGAAGAAGCGAAUUGAUCAUCCGGGAAGAGGCGAGGGCCCUGACUCCCAGGAGACUGAAGGAGGACAUGGCCGUGUCCAACAUCCACCAAGACAACAUCCACAGCAGCAAGGUGGAGUAAGAGGAUGGGGACAACAGCGUGGAGGGUAUGGUGGCCACGGUGGGAGAGGUGGAAGAGUCUUUCCGCAACAGUAUUAUGGUGGGCAUCCUGAAUAUCAGCAAGGGAGGGGUGGUCGGCAGUAUCAAAGGGGGGCACCCCCUCAGUGCCGUGGUGGCAUUGGAGGUGGCCAUGGGGCUCCUGCUGGUGGGCUGUUCGGGCCACCAGCUCCCGAGCUGCACCAAGCAACCCAGGUCCCAUAUCAAGCUGGGGUGACAACUCAUCCAUUGCCAUACCAGAGGCCUGCACAGACACACGCUGAGGCUCGUUCAUCAUCCCAGCCACAUGAGGCAACUUCUUCACAAGUGACACAACAAAUCCAGCAGCAAGUUAUCCAGCUAGAAGCAUCUCCUCGCGAUUCAAUGCAACCUGCAUCGAGCAAGUCAAUGGGAUUUCCUCUACGGCCUAGCAAGGGUAGCUAUGGUACCAAGUGUGUUGUGAAGGCUAAUCACCUUUUUGCCGAGUUGCCUGACAAGGACUUCCAUCAUUAUGAUGUAUCAAUUAACCCUGAGAUCUCAGACCGUGACGUUAAUCGUGCUGUGAUACAGCAAUUGGUGAAGCUUUACCGGGAAUCGCAUUUGGGACAGAGGCUUCCUGCCUAUGAUGGAAGAAAGAGUCUUUACACUGCUGGGCCUCUCCCUUUUGUCUCAAAAGAGUUCAAGAUCAUCCUUAUUGAUGAAGAAGAUGGUCCAGCCAGCGCUAGGCGGCAGAGGGAGUUCAAGGUCGUGAUCAAGUUUGCUGCACGUGCUGACUUGCAUCAUUUAGGGAUGUUUUUGCAGGGAAGGCUAGCUGAUGCGCCACAAGAAGCUCUUCAGGUUUUGGACAUUGUUCUCCGUGAAUUGCCAACUACCCGUUUUUGUUCGGCUAGCCGCUCAUUCUAUUCCCCUCAUUUAGGGAGAAAGGAGCCUUUGGGUGAAGGGCUGGAAAGUUGGUGUGGUUUCUACCAAAGUAUUCGCCCAACUCAGAUGGGGUUGUCCCUGAACAUUGAUAUUUCCUCUACUGCUUUCAUUGAGCCACUCCCAGUGAUUGAUUUUGUCACACAGCUUUUGAAUAGGGAUGUUUCGGCUAGACCACUGUCUGAUGCUGAUCGAGUAAAGAUCAAGAAAGCAUUGAGAGGAGUGAAGGUGGACGUUACUCAUCGAGGAAAUAUGCGCAGGAAAUACCGCAUCUCUGGUUUGACAUCGCAAGCAACACGAGAGCUAAUAUUUCCGGUUGAUGAAAGGGGCACAAUGAAAUCCGUGGUCGAACACUUUCGAGAGACUUAUGAGUAUGUCAUUCAAUACACUCAGUUGCCUUGUCUACAAGUUGGAAAUCCACGGAGACCAAACUAUUUGCCAAUGGAGGUGUGCAAGAUUGUGGUGGGGCAGAGGUACUCUAAGAGGUUGAAUGAGAAACAGAUUACUGCACUCCUGAGGGUCACAUGCCAGCGUCCCAGCGAUAGGGAGCGUGAUAUUCUUCAGAUUGUGCAUCAUAAUGCUUAUUCAGAGGACCCUUACGCUAAAGAGUUCGGGAUUAAAAUUAGUCAAAAACUGGCUCAAGUUGAGGCUCGCAUUCUGCCCGCUCCCUGGCUUAAAUAUCACGAUUCUAGUCGGGACAGGGACUGUUUGCCACAAGUUGGGCAGUGGAACAUGAUGAACAGGAGGAUGAUUAAUGGAGGCACUGUCAACAGUUGGAUCUGCAUUAACUUCGCCCGCAAUGUGCAAGACAAUAUGGCACAAAGCUUUUGUCAUGACCUUGCUCAAAUGUGUAUUACUUCUGGCAUGGCCUUCAACCCUGAACCUAUUCUACCAGUUUUCAGCGGCCGGCCUGAUCAGGUAGAUAGAGUCUUGAAAGCUAGAUUUCGAGAUGUCAUGGCAAAGCUGCAGCAUCAUGGGAAGGAGCUUGACUUGCUAAUUGUCAUAUUACCAGACAAUAACGGACCCCUUUAUGGUGAUCUGAAAAGAAUAUGUGAGACCUAUCUUGGUAUUGUCUCACAGUGCUGUCUGCAAAAGAAUGUGUACAAGGCGAACAAACAACAAUAUCUUGCAAAUGUAGCACUGAAGAUAAACGUGAAGGUUGGAGGGAGAAACACUGUGCUGGUCGAUGCACUCACUAGGCGUAUCCCUCUUGUCAGUGACCGACCUACGAUUAUUUUUGGAGCCGAUGUUACACAUCCCCAACCUGGCGAGGAUUCUAGCCCAUCCAUUGCUGCCGUUGUUGCUUCCCAGGACUAUCCAGAGAUCACAAAAUAUGCUGGGUUGGUUUGUGCCCAAGCUCAUAGGCAAGAGCUCAUCCAAGAUUUGUUUAAAACCUGGCAAGAUCCUGUUAGAGGAUCUGUGACGGGUGGUAUGAUCAAGGAACUACUCAUUUCUUUCCAUAAAGCAACUGGACAGAAACCACAGCAGAUUAUUUUCUAUAGGGAUGGUGUCAGUGAAGGGCAGUUCUAUCAAGUUCUGCUUUAUGAACUUGAUGCCAUCCGUAAGGCGUGUGCAUCUUUGGAACCAAACUAUCAACCCCCAGUUACAUUUGUUGUGGUUCAGAAACGUCAUCAUACAAGGUUGUUUGCCAGUAACCAUAAUGAUAGACAUGCUGUUGACAAGAGUGGAAAUGUAUUGCCUGGUACCGUAGUAGAUUCUAAGAUAUGCCAUCCUACUGAGUUUGAUUUCUACCUCUGCAGCCAUGCUGGGGUGAAGGGUACCAGCCGGCCAUCACAUUAUCAUGUGCUAUGGGAUGAAAAUAAGUUUACAGCUGACGCCCUCCAGUCCCUCACAAAUAACCUAUGCUACACGUAUGCGAGGUGCACCCGCUCUGUUUCCGUUGUACCUCCUGCAUACUAUGCACAUUUGGCUGCAUUUCGUGCACGUUUCUACAUGGAGCCUCAUAUGUCCGACAGAGGGUCAAUGACUAGUGGUGUAGCUGGUGGCCGUGGAGAAGGUGGUGGUGCUAGGAGUGCGAAGGCUGCAGCAGCCAAUGCUGCUGUGAAACCUCUACCCCAGCUCAGGGAGAACGUGAAAAGAGUGAUGUUUUAUUGUUGA
Molecule: messenger RNA, 3282 nt
Organism: Fraxinus pennsylvanica
Lineage: Eukaryota; Viridiplantae; Streptophyta; Magnoliopsida; Lamiales; Oleaceae
Source: the annotation of a GenBank genome assembly